GCUAUAAGGACACGAUUGACAACCGAUAUAUUAUUUCAGAAUUCAUUAAAAUUAGGGUAAAGUUUGGCUGUCGGUUUAAGUGUCAACUGUGUCCUUAUAAUCUCCCCAGCAAGCUAGCUAACGGUAUGCAUAGUUGUUUAGGGCUACAUAAAGGAGGUCUAUUCGAGAGCGUGAGUACGCAGUCAGGUAAAAUCGGAGAAGAGAUCUCCGUGCAGUGCUUGGUCACCACUUCAGCUUGAACAACCAGCCGAACGGAGAAUGGACAGCUAUCAGGCUAGCUAGCUAGGUGAAAUUCAAAGAGGACAUGUGCUAGCUGGUUCGUGUGGGACGACAAUUUCCUGUUUUCGCCAGUGUCCAGGUUGAUUCGACCAUAACUUCUGGAUUGUGAACACGCGAGGUGGAGAUGCAGACUUUUUUGAAAGGCAGAAGAGUGGGUUACUGGCUCAGCGAGAAGAAGAUGAAGAAGCUGAAUUUUCAGGCCUUUGCUGAUUUGUGCAGGAAAAGAGGAAUAGAAGUAGUCCAGGUCUAUUAUUGGCCCUUUUUUUCUUCAGGCAUAGCCUCUCUGCUGACAAUGACCCAGCUAAAGGCCACACACACACGCGCGUCCAGUUGAAGACAGACAUGAUGCGGACUCAGACAUGCUGAUAAAAGGGACUUAGAAAUGGCUGGACCUGAGCCAGCCCCUGGAGGAGCAGGGUCCCCUGGACGUCAUCAUCCACAAACUGACUGACCUGAUCCUGGAGGCCGACCAGAAUGACACACAGUCAGUCCUGCUGGUGCAGAGAGUGCAGGACUACAUUGAUGCCCACCCUGAGACCAUCGUGCUGGACCCCCUCCCAGCAAUCAGAACCCUGCUGGACCGCUGCAAGUCCUACCAGCUCAUCCAUCGGAUAGAGGACUGUAUGCAAGAUAAGAGGAUCUGCUCUCCCCCAUUCAUGGUUCUGAACACUGAGUGUGGUCCAGACACGCUGGAGCAGAUUGAGAAGCAUGGACUCACAUUCCCCUUUAUUUGCAAAACACGAGUAGCCCAUGGAACCAACUCCCACGAGAUGGCCAUCAUUUUCAGUGAGGAGGACCUGAAGGGCGUGAAGCCUCCAUGUGUGAUCCAGAGCUUCAUCAACCACAACGCGGUGCUCUACAAGGUGUUUGUUGUGGGGGAAUCCUACACGCUGGUGGAGAGACCCUCCCUGAAGAACUUCCCCGCUGGACCAGCAGACAGAAAAGCAAUUUUCUUCAACAGCCACAACGUAUCAAAGCCAGAGUCCUCUUCAGACCUGACAUCUAGGGACAACGUGGAGGGGGUCUCCCAGCCACCCAGUGAUGAUGUCAUCAGAGAGUUGUCCAGGUCCUUGCGACAGGAGUUGGGCGUGUCCUUGUUUGGCAUUGACGUCAUCAUCAACAACCUUACGGGCCAACACGCCGUCAUCGACAUCAAUUCAUUCCCUGGUUACGAGGGUGUCCCAGAGUUCUUCAACGAUCUCCUGACCCACAUCACCAGUGUGCUCCAAGCUAACUCCGCUGACAGCCCCCCAGCCAGCGGGCAGCCCAAAGGCCUGGUAUCCACAGCCCCCAGCCUAACCCCAACCCCUGGCUCCCCAGGCUGCUGCAGCAUGCUGGGGAAGGAGGCCAGCAGCAGCCCCUGGAUCGUGGAGGCGGAUGGGAACCUGAAGGGCCCCCGUCAGAGACUGGGCUGUAACUCAGCCAUGUCCCCCAACUUCCAGCAACACUGUGUCUCCACGAUAGCCACCAAGGCUUCCUCCCAAUGACUGCCCUCCUCUUCCACCUUAGCCCCCACCCUGUUCUAACCUCGAACAAAAACAGAGGAUUAUAAUGGUGACAAUAAUUAAUAAUGGUCAUAAUUAUGACAUUAAUUUUAAUAUAUCUGUAAUCAAAAAACAACUUUUUCUAUGUAGAUAUUGAUGAUGGUGAUUGGUUGUAGAUGUUUUUCUCUGCCUUUUUAGAUGUUUUGUUUAAUAGGACUUACGUACUGUAAUGUGAACUUUUGGGAUCUCUGCUUAAUUGCUGAUUUUAGUUUCUCUCUGUGAAGUCUCUUUAAUCAAGUGGUCCCCAUGAGAUGGUUAGGGGAAAGAUCUUGUCGGAACUUUUGUCUACAGCAGUGAAGGAAAAAGGCAACUUAACAUCCUGUGUUCCAUAUGCACUCACGGUUCCAGCAUUGACAUUCACCAGUUAAUGUCUUUCUUUUGAUGUUUAUCACUCUGGCAUAUAGUGGAGAAGGGAUAAAAAGUUGUUUUAUUGUCACAUACACUGGAUAGGUGCUGUGAAAUGUGUUGUCUGGGUACUAUAACACUCAUCCACAGGUUUGGAGCAGCUGCCAGUGCUAAUGGCACGCAGAUCAACUGACUUAAAGAACCCACUCGAUAAUUUCCAAAAUCACAAGCAAGUCAUUGGGGUCUUGAUUGACAUUAGAUAUGAUGAAAUUGAAUGCUGGUUGCUUUGUGUACCAUUUUAAAUAACAAUGUGCUUUCUUUCAUGUGCAAGGCUCUUGUCAUGUGAAUUUCAUAGUCUUCACAACAGCAGAAACAAAAUAGAUAUUAAUCAAGAUGAGGCACGAAAGGCUGAAAAUACCUGCAUAAACCUUUGAUCACACCUCAUAUAAAUGUUUGUCAUCAGAAAAAGAAAUCUUUGAUCAUGUGACCAAGUUUAAUGUGGGAUAAUGUUUAUAAAAGCCUUUGAGUGUUUGUCAGAUGUGGUUGAGGUUUAUACAGGUGUUUUAUGUGACUGUAAACCAGUCCAUUUCCUUGCCUCAUAACUUGAGUUGUGUUGCUCCAGCACUGCUGAAAGAUGAGGAUCACAUUCCUUUUUGUAUGUGGGUGUUUUCAAAAAGUAUUCCAGCAUUCCAAUGCUUUAGUGAAAAAUGACUUUUAUGGAAUUGAAAUGAAUCGGCAUGCUGAACUCUCAUUCUCUCUCCCUCCAUUACUACUCAUUCAAAGCUCAAUUCAACCUCUGGGCCUCUAAUAGUUUUCAAUUGGUAUUGUGUUCAGAAAACUAACUCUUACUCCACAAAUGUCUAAUUGAAUAUAUAUUUAGCCAACUAAAUCAACACAUUAUUUUUGACCAUGAAAUGACUGUCUUGAUUACAAUGCUAAGGAUUCUUUAUUUUCUUUGUACUUUGUCUUAUUGACAAUACAUCAUUUUAAACAGACGACUGGCAUCUAGUCAGGCCAGUGCACUCUUAUAUAGCCGGUAACGUCAGUCUCCAAACUCCCUGUAAGCAUCAGCUGCUGUUAUUUUGAGGUGUCACAAUAUGUAAAGAAAAAAGAAAUCCGAUUUUUCUCCCAAUGUUCAUGGUGAGAUCCUUUUUUAAAAGCGUAUAUUUUGUUCAUGGGGGGGGGGGUGUAUUUUUAUAUAGUGGAGAAGAGCGAGUGAACAACAGGAUUUGUUUUUUGUCAUGAGUAGUAUGAUGGUGGUUUGGCAAAUUAAAUGAUCAAGACCAAGCUUACAGUUGUCACUGUCUUCACCCUUAGCAUCCAGUUGAAGUGCGUGGAAAAGACUAUGUAAAAAGAAUAGGGUGUUUUAAGCACUGCUUCAUCACAGGCUGACACAGUGAAUUGACAAGCUUAUCAGAGGUUACUUAGCCCCAAUGACCAGGUGAGUGACUGACCAUCUAGUGUAGCCAUUCAACCUGCUGCCCUCCAGAACAAGAGUUGGGUAGCAGUGGUCCUAAAGCCUUCCUUAUUGAAGGACACAUCCUCAACCCUGUGUGGGUGAAGUGAUCAAGGAGAGAAUGUCUUAACCAAGCCAAGCCCAGUAUGUUGUGGAAACUACAAUCUCUAUACUGUGUGUUCUGCAUCCAAAUGGGAAAUAUUACCCCUAAUUACUACCUUGUUCAUUUCUCCAACCCUGACCGUCAUUGUGCUCUCCACUUCCACGUUUACUUGGAAAUGUUACUAUAUAUAUAGUAACGUGUGUGUGCGCAUAUAAAAUACACAUAUGCAUACAUUUUUGUAAAAGUUCUCUAAAGAAUAAUUAAUACAAUGUGACUUUUUUAAUAAAUGGCUAAAACAGGGUGAAAAAUAACUGAUUUCUAAGAGAAAUUGCUUUUACUGUUCUAGUGCUUUAGUCCAGAAUAACAGAUCAUGUAUAUUCUUGGUAAAAGUCAUUAAAUUCAUUCCCCCAAA
This is a messenger RNA of Oncorhynchus kisutch (coho salmon), 4139 nucleotides long. RefSeq names its product inositol-tetrakisphosphate 1-kinase. The record is from RefSeq and is a predicted model, not a curated record. Gene Ontology annotation, biological process: inositol trisphosphate metabolic process. The coding region runs from base 903 to 1766 and encodes 287 amino acids. Gene Ontology annotation, cellular component: cytoplasm. The transcript is spliced from 12 exons. Gene Ontology annotation, molecular function: magnesium ion binding; ATP binding; inositol-1,3,4-trisphosphate 6-kinase activity. Lineage: Eukaryota; Metazoa; Chordata; Actinopteri; Salmoniformes; Salmonidae.